UAUAAACACGGGUUCUUUUGAUAACUGGCCAUGUACUCUACAUCAGUUGUGCAAGCCGACUCAUCGUCAGUAUUCUAACAGUAUGAAUUUCACACAGUUUCAGCUCGAAGUGCUUAACCGCCACAACGAACUAAGGGCACAGCAUUCCGCAGAGCCGUUGCAGUUAAAUAAGAAUCUCUGCGAAUUUGCACAACAAUGGGCAAAUAAACUAGCCACAGAAAACAAACUGCAGCAUCGUUCGUCGAAUAAGUAUGGUGAAAAUCUGUACGCUUGCUUCGGACGAGCCAACAUAGAAGGAAAGGACGCCGUUGACUCGUGGUACAGUGAAGUGAAGAAUUACGCGUUCGGGGCAGCCGAUCCGGGAAGCAAUUUCCCCAACGUGGGCCAUUUCACACAGGUCGUGUGGAAGGGCUCUCAGCAACUGGGCGUUGGCAUUGCUGCCAAAGGUACGAGUGUGUUUGUGGUGUGUAACUACGACCCGCCCGGGAAUGUGUACGGCCAAUACGCGCAACAUGUGUCAUCACGGUGAAGUGUACAAGUAAAUAGGAAGUACAAAAGUACGAUAUUCAACUGCUACAAUACAACUGAACUUGCA
Molecule: messenger RNA, 595 nt
Organism: Anopheles merus
Lineage: Eukaryota; Metazoa; Arthropoda; Insecta; Diptera; Culicidae
Product: Golgi-associated plant pathogenesis-related protein 1-like
Exons: 3
Coding region: 83-529 (148 amino acids)
Cellular component (GO): extracellular region
Source: RefSeq, a predicted model, not a curated record